Aspergillus caelatus is the source of this 1212-nucleotide messenger RNA. Its product is annotated as cation diffusion facilitator family transporter. Bases 1 to 1212 code for a protein of 403 amino acids. Gene Ontology annotation, cellular component: membrane. Gene Ontology annotation, biological process: zinc ion transmembrane transport; intracellular zinc ion homeostasis. NCBI's taxonomy places the organism in Eukaryota, Fungi, Ascomycota, Eurotiomycetes, Eurotiales, Aspergillaceae. The record is from RefSeq and is a predicted model, not a curated record. Gene Ontology annotation, molecular function: zinc ion transmembrane transporter activity. The transcript has 9 exons.
AUGGCGUUCAAACCUACUCGAAUCCAGCGCCUUAGCGCUGUGAUUGGCAUCUCAAUGUGCUUUUUUAUCGCCGAGAUAUCUGUCGGCUUCUACACACAUUCGUUGGCCCUAGUGGCGGACGCUUUCCACUACCUAAAUGACCUAGUUGGAUUUAUCAUUGCCCUUAUUGCUGCAAUUGUUGCCGAAAAACACAACCCUCCAAAAUCGUUCACAUACGGAUGGCAACGGGCCCAGUUGCUAGGUGCCUUCUUCAACGGCGUCUUACUUUUUGGUCUGGGCAUUAGUGUCUUUCUACAAUCAAUUGAACGGUUUAUCUCACUGGAGCGUAUUGAGCAACCAAAAUUAGUUUUGAUUUUGGGCUGCGUUGGCUUCGGUUUGAAUAUAAUCAGCGUUCUAUUCCUGCAUGAUCAUGACCACGCUCACGGCCAUGAUCAUGGCCAUGGAGACAAUCACGAAGACAGCCACGAUCACAGCCACAGCCAUGACCAUCAUCAUGCUGAGCAUGGUAGUGAUCAUUCUGCUUCCAUUGCUCUGGCGAAUGAAAAGCAUCUCUCCCACAAGCAUCAUGUGAAUCUCUCGGUCAACUCCAAGGGCUCUCAUCGCGACCUUGCCAUGAUGGGCGUGCUAAUACACGUAAUGGGCGACGCUGGUAACAAUCUAGGCGUCAUCAUCGCAGCCCUAGUAAUCUGGCUCACCCACUACAGUGGAAGAUUCUACGCCGAUCCAGCCGUCAGUAUGGGAAUUGCUAUUAUGAUUUUCGCAUCAUCUAUCCCCCUGAUAAAACGGGCCGGCGUCAUUCUACUUCAAAGUGCCCCCGACAGCCUCGAAGUUGACGAUGUGACGCAUGACAUUGAACAGAUUCCUGGCGUCCUCGCCAUCCAUGAGCUGCAUAUUUGGCGGUUGAAUCAAUCCAAGGCAUUGGCAUCAGCACAUAUUGUGUUAUCGGAUGAUAAAAACCUUGACUUUGGUAGGAUCGCACAAACGAUAAACGAGUGUUUCCAUGCAUAUGGAAUUCACUCCGCUACACUCCAACCGGAAUUAGUAUCAACCGGACAAGAUUCUACCCAAGCGCCGUUGGAAGGUGGCACAGUUCGAGUGACAAUCGGUCAGUCUGAGCAGGAGGGAGGAAGAAAGUCAAGUCCAGGGGGCUUGGUCACAAAAUGUCAACUUCAUUGUGGCACGUCGUGUGGUGACCUCGCCUGUUGUCGAUAG